Messenger RNA from Guillardia theta CCMP2712, 704 nucleotides. RefSeq lists its product as hypothetical. The record is from RefSeq and is a predicted model, not a curated record. The transcript has 6 exons. NCBI's taxonomy places the organism in Eukaryota, Cryptophyceae, Pyrenomonadales, Geminigeraceae. Bases 1 to 681 code for a protein of 226 amino acids.
AUGGGCGCGGGGGGCUCAGUGCUGAGCGCCAAUGUUCGCAGCCACAUAGGACGAGAGUUCGAGCGACUGAAACAGCAGGGCAGGAACUAUCUUGUGCUGGCAGAGCUGCGGAACAUCCAGUCCAUCGAGGAUCUUCCCAUUGACAUGCAACAUAUCGGGACUGUGUUUGUUCUGGAUAGCGAUCGCAAUGGCAGGGUUACCCUCUCAGAGCUCUACGAGUUUGCGGCCUUGUGUUCGCGAAAGCGCGAGGAAUUCCGUCAGCACGACUAUCCUAUGCAGCUGCAAGGAUUCUGCACGCUGCGGAUGUUGGAUACGGUCCUGUCGGAAGGGAUGGAACUGUUCGUGCGGUGGUUCCAAGCGCUGUUCACUGAGGGCUACGAGGAGUGCUUUCUCCCAGAGUAUCCGAAUGUCGCAUUUGUGGGAAGAGACACUGCACAUCUUAUGCACGAGGUUCUCCACGUUGACAAUGUUUAUGGGUAUGACAUGCAAAGUUUCUUUGAUCUGUUGCAACGAUCAGGAGAAGAGCUCGGAAUUAUGUCACUGGAAGACGAAAGACUGGAUGAACUUGUGCCAAAACUGGUUGUAGAGAAAUUCGCAAAAUCAUUCGGGGAAGGAUUUAUAAAUCUUCUACACAACGAACUCAAGUUCAGAUCACCAACAGAAGGCAGGUUGGGUUUGUAAAUAGAAUUAUUGUUUCUGCUGUG